Messenger RNA from Aureobasidium namibiae CBS 147.97, 1602 nucleotides. Its product is annotated as sugar transporter. The record is from RefSeq and is a predicted model, not a curated record. The coding region runs from base 1 to 1602 and encodes 533 amino acids. Gene Ontology annotation, cellular component: membrane. NCBI's taxonomy places the organism in Eukaryota, Fungi, Ascomycota, Dothideomycetes, Dothideales, Saccotheciaceae. The transcript is spliced from 3 exons. Gene Ontology annotation, biological process: carbohydrate transport; transmembrane transport. Gene Ontology annotation, molecular function: carbohydrate:proton symporter activity.
AUGAAUCGCGACCACGAGUCCAAGCCGAGUUACACCGAGGAGCUCGAGAAGCCCGGUGUCGAAUAUAACGAGAAUGAGAAGGCAGAUGCCUCCCUCAGGGCUGAGGCCAUCAUGGCCGAGAAUGCCGAGCACAGCAUGACCGUGCUGGAGGCCGUCAAGGCAUACCCCAUGGCUUCAUUCUGGGCUUUUGUCUUUUCUUGCACAAUUAUCAUGGAAUCUUAUGAUGUCUUCCUCAUCGGUAACUUCGUCGCUCUUCCCGCUUUCAAGCUCAAAUUCGGUGUGCCCGCCGAAGGACAGCAAUACGGUGUCAUCGAAACCAAGUGGCAGUCUGCUCUUCAGGUUUCCGGGCAACUCGGUGCUCUUAUCGGUGUCUUCGUCGCUGGUCCCUUGACCUCUCGCAUUGGCUACCGCUACGCUACCCUUGUCGGUCUCAUGCUCCUGAAUGCCUUCAUCUUCAUCUUCUACUUCGCAAACUCGCUUCCCGUCAUCUUUGCUGCUCAGAUCCUCGAGGGCAUCCCGUGGGGAAUCUUCAUCGCCAACGCUCCCGCCUACUGUUCUGAGAUUGUUCCUCUCAGACUUAGAGCUCCCGCUACUCAGAUGCUGCAGAUGUUCUGGGCCAUUGGCAGUAUCAUUGUCGGUGCCGUCACUUACGUGUACAACACCCAUCUCGACGAGAACGCAUACAAGAUCCCAAUCGCUCUCCAGUGGUUGUUCCCCACCCCUCUCGCCAUUCUCAUCUGGUUCGCCCCCGAGUCUCCUUGGUGGUUGACCCGCAAGGGCAAGUACGAGCAGGCGGCACAUUCGGUUGAGCGUCUUGGUCGCAGAUCGGCCGUCAACUCUGCUGACCAAGUUGCCAUGAUGCGUCGUGUUAUUGAGAUGGAGGAGUCAGCAAAGAAGCCCAGCUAUAUCGAACUCUUCAAGGGCACCGAUCUUCGUCGUACCCUCAUUGUUUGUGGUGUUUACGCCGCUCAGAACUUGACCGGCAACUUGAUCGCAAACCAGGCCGUCUACUUCUUCCAGCAAGCUCACGUCGGCGAGAACCUAGCUUUCGCUCUCGGUCUCAUCACCUCCGCCCUUCAGAUGAUCUUCGUCAUGCUUUCCUGGAUCCUCACCACCUACUUCGGCAGACGUUCCAUCUACCUGUGGGGUUCGGCUGUCAACACUGUCCUCCUCAUUGCUCUCGGAAUCGCUGCCUCGUUCGGCAUCUCGACCACCGCCAAUCUCGCUCAAGCUUCGCUUGGUCUUAUUGUUUCCGUUCUCUUCACCCUCGGUCCCGCUCCUGCGUCUUGGGUCAUCAUUGGUGAAACCUCGGCCAUUCGCCUCCGCCCUCUCACCACCGGUAUUGGUCGCGCUACCUACUACAUCAUCGAGAUCCCUUGCAUUUUCCUCGCCUCCUACAUGCUCAACCCCACCGGCGGUAACCUCGGUGGCAAGUGCGGUUACGUCUGGGGCGGCACCGGCCUGCUCUGUCUCAUCACUGCAUACUUCUUCCUUCCUGAGAUGAAGGGCAGAUCUUACCGUGAGAUCGACAUCAUGUUCAAGCGCAAGAUUCCCGCUCGUCACUGGAAGAAGACGGAGAUCGACGUUAAUGACGACGAGUAG